UCUUACUGAACGGACACGGCCGAAAAACAGCUGAUCGGUGUCUGUUUUUUAUUGUGCAAAGGGAGCAAUAAUCGUUGUGAAAUAAAUAAUGAUUGCCAUUCUGGACACAGCCAACCAGUGAGACGACACCCGCAUAUCGCAGCACGAUGCGUGAGCCCAAUCUGUACGUGAUCCUUUCACAUGCGCUAAUCGGCUCUGGCUUCUUCUUCCUGUACGUGCAGCAUGUGCGCGUGAUCUUUGAGACUCGCACCAAUAUCCAGCAACUCAAUCAGCUGGAACGGGAGGCACUUCUUCGGCGCGAGGAUGCCCUUUACUAUGCCUUCUACAAGCGGCUGGCCGACGGUCCUGACUUUUGGCACGGCUAUGAGCAGCUGAAAAAUGUCACGGACAUCGAGUAUCCGCAUAGUGUCAAUGUUCUGCAACGCUUCUAUGUGCUGCCGGAGUUGGUCACGGCGUACUUCUAUCACAUAGUGCGUUCCGGCUUUAAUCCCAUGGUACAGCCCAUGCAGUUCUAUCUGGAAUUUGUGUGGCUGAUGGGCGGGGUGACACUGCUGGUCCUCUAUCUCUAUGGGACGCUGCUCAGCGAGAACGUUUUCGGAGGCAUAUAUGGGGUUCUGUCGUACCUAAUGUUCCAUAGCUUCGUGGCCAAAAUCUAUGAGCGACCAUUGGCGAGGGAGAACUUUGCCUUUCCGUUCAUCUUCCUGCAGAUGUUUUACCUGUGCAUUUGCAUCGGCAGGAUCAUACAUCGACAGCGGCACACCUCUCGCUUGUUUAUGAUCUUCGCUAUGUCGCUGUUCACCGCCUGCGCUCUGCUUUCCUGGCAGUUCUCCACCUUUAUCUUCACCACUCAGAUUCUGAUCGUGAUGACUUCCUGGAACAUGAGCACUCUGCCCCAAGGGCUGGCCAACGCCUUUGCGCUAGACUACUCACUGUCGCACCUGCUGGGUCAUGCUCUGGCGUUUGUGAUGUCACACGGCAACAGUCAGCUGCUCCUCACUUGGCAGUUGAGCGUUUCGCUGUCACUAUUUUUGAUUACAUUGGUGCGACAGCUGCGUCAGGUGCGCAGCCGGCGUCUGGGACACGCUCACGAUCCGUUGCAGGGCGACUACUUCUCGCUGAAGUUUAUUCUGCUGGCCCAGCUUUUCGCUAGCAGCAUGCAAACCAAGUUAUUUGAGCUGCUCAAUCGGGCAGGAGUGGUCAGUGUGCCGGAGGGAGCUCAAACGCACUACUGCGAACUGUGGGCUCAUUGGGCUCUGCAGGUCAAUGUGGGUUUUGUGUCUCAUCUCUCUGCCUGCAAUCCGCUGUAUGCGCGCAUCGCCUGGUCGGAACUCUGGCAGCUGGUCAAGACGAUGAUCGUGAAACCGUACUGCAUGUACGGCGUGGUCAUGUUGGCCAUGUUUUUCCGUCGCUGGCGCAAGAGCGGCGCCCCAGCCGCCGCUGUCAGCGAGGAGCAGCGUGAGCGAGCACGGAACUAUGUGCUGGAGGACUUCCUCGAAGAGCAUCGCGUUUCCAUGGGCGACAUGUCCAACAAGCAAACUGAGCAGCAAUUGCAGAAGUGCUUCCGGCUGCUCGAAAGCUGCGAUCACGACUACGAGCGCUACAAACGCGCCCAGGCCCGUCUGCGUAAGGAGCAGCCGCCUACCCGCGAUGACUUUAUGCAAGACAUCCAGCGUUUGCGAGCGCAGAUCCAUCGCAACAUUGACAAGCAGCGAAAGGAGAGGUCGCAGGGAACCAAAGAACCGGCCGGUGACGGGGCUAGCCCACUGACAGAGGAGGAAGAUAAGCAAGCAGAAUCGAAGGAGGAGGAACAGGAGCCUGUCAGCACCGAAGCCGAAGCCGAACCUGAGUCCACAGCAGAUCCCACUGAAACUCUGCCGUCCAAGUCUCCCGACCAGGAGGCAGAAGAGGAGGAGCCUUCGGUCGCUUCCACCGGCUCCAGCUCUACUGGCCAAAAACGCAGGAAGCGAAGCUCCUCCAGACGCAGCUCUGUGGUGCCCACGGCCAACGCACAGAUCCUCGACCUGCACUACGUCUACAGCUUUAUGCAAAUGCUAGUCUUCACCAUCAUCGGGCUCGCCGUUCGCAAACUCUUCUUCCUCAGCUUUACGCAGGGCUGCGUCAUUGCGCCAACUAUCUGCUCUAAAGUGUGGUAUCAUCGCCAGCGCAAUAUCUUCUGGUCGGUCUCGCUGGCCGUCUUCCUGCUCAGCAUGUUCGAUCCGGGCAUGGUGAACAUUCGCGAGGAGUACUUCCCCACGCGCUACAGCCAAAGCGGCGAUGACCUGGACAGCAUGCUUGAGUGGAUCAAGCUGAAUACGGAACGGGAUGCAGUGUUUGCCGGUCCCGUAGAGAUCAUUGGCACAGUGCAUCUAACCACCAAACGACCCAUUGUCAAUCAUGCGCACUUGGAGAUGCGUCAAAUGGCGGAUCGUACUGAGCACGUGUACUCGGUGUAUAGUCGCCAACAGUCGUCGGACAUCUAUAAUCAGUGCGCCCAGCUAAAGAUCCAGUACUUGAUCAUAUCGCUCGAUGAGUGCACCAACGAAGUGCGAGACGAUUGUGAUCUGCUGGCGAUUUGGGAUGACAAGCAGCCGGCGUACCAGAAAUAUCCACAAUUCUGUCACGAGUUGCUACACAAGAACGUGCCGAGCUUCCUAAAAGUAUACACGAACGAUCAUUACGGCAUCAUUAAGAUGUUCUCGCAGAGCGUUCAGAUCAACCUCAAGCACAACAAGAUGCCCGAGAUGUCCAUAUAGGAGUAGAUGACAUCGGAGGCGGAAUAUGGGGAUGGGAUGAUAUGGGGAAACGACUGUGUUGUGUUGUGUACGUAGCUAUGUGAGCUGUGUGACUAGGGAUUAGCGUUUUACGAUGUCUUUGUAUUAUGAUUACGUUUAGUAUUGCCCACUCCUCGUUCCUCCUAUCGCUCCCAUUGUUCCCCUCGUUCCACCUGUAGAAGAUAUACAUAGUAGAGAUUGCAGAUAGAAGGAGGCCUCUUCCGCUAGAUAGUAAACUGGAUGCAUUUAGCAGCUUGACUUGUUUCUGUUCCGCUCCGCGCCGUUGCGUUCAGACCUCGUUUGGAUCAUUCCCCGCGCCCCUCGCAUUCGAAUAAGUUAAUCUAGCUGUACGGACCGACUCUAAACUCUAAAAUACUUUCGUUAAGUUUAAGCUAAGCUUUUUACAUUUAUGUAGUAUAUGACGUGUGGUUAGAGAAGUGGCUGGAUGUGGAUGAUAUGUUGAUAUGUACCCGGAAUCCACGUUCCCAGACCCAAAAAAAAAGAAAGAAUAUACAGGCAAAGCGCAUUUGCCAGGCAAUAAGUGAAAUAAAACUAUGAAAUUUAAA
Messenger RNA from Drosophila eugracilis, 3337 nucleotides. Its product is annotated as C-mannosyltransferase dpy-19 homolog. NCBI's taxonomy places the organism in Eukaryota, Metazoa, Arthropoda, Insecta, Diptera, Drosophilidae. The transcript has 7 exons. Gene Ontology annotation, cellular component: nuclear inner membrane. The record is from RefSeq and is a predicted model, not a curated record. Gene Ontology annotation, molecular function: mannosyltransferase activity. The coding region runs from base 147 to 2753 and encodes 868 amino acids.